GAGGGGACGACUAUUUUAAUGUACCCAAAGUCAGUGGCGGUGUUUGUUCAGUUUUUGUUGUUCUGCUAGUUUUUUUUUUAUUUUUUGAGAUUUGGUCGUUUGGAAAUGUUUGACAACGACGUGAUGUCUCCUUGAGUUCCGUGCAUUGCGCGCGCUUUUGUUUGCCCGCGUGUGUGUAUGUGUGUGGGUUCUAUUGGAAAGGCAGGCUACUAUCAUAGGCCGGUAGUUGAUUUGAUUCUAACGGCGGUCAUCCAGUUUUUAAAUGUUUACUUUGCAAAGACCAAUGUACGCACACCCAUUUUCAGCCUCAUGUCUGUCUGUCUGCCUCUCCCCCCGACCCCUCUUUGCAUUUAAAACUACUUUAAUAAUAUUCUCAUUUAACUAACUAUAAUCUGCGAGGAGCACUUUUUUUUGAAACAUUUCGCAAAGCGUAUAAAAGCAAUUUGGAAUUUUAUGUUCGACAUCAGUUGCAAAUCAUUUGCCAAUCUAGCGUAACAGCGAAACAAAUUUUCAACUCCAUUUGCUAAGCAAGCACUUAAAAUCCCGUCAUCAUGUUCAAACUUUUGUUGGUCUUGUCCGUCCUGGCUUUUGCGGUUGCCGCUCCCGGUGUUGUAGUUGCUCCAGUGGCUCCUGCCCAUGGCCAUGCUGUGGUGGCUCAUGCUCCGGUAAUACAUCAUCAUGGUGCCCAUGCCGUGCACUCACACGUUAUUCAUCACCCAGCUCCCGUUAAGGCUGUAGUUGCCCAUCCAGUUGUGGUGGCCAAGCCGGUGGUUCCGGUUGCCGUGAAACCUGUAGUGCCAGUUGUACCUGUACACCAUGCCCAUGCCGCCGUUGUAGCCCACCAUUAAACGGUUCCCGACCCUGGUUCCCGACUUCCGUUUUCCUACUCCACCAUUCAUACCCAAUAAAAUGUACCCUCCCUCCCAAAAAAAAAUCCAAGAAUGUUAAAAGAACUCCCCCCAAAUAAAUGAAAAUAAAAAAUGAAUGAUG
Messenger RNA from Musca domestica (house fly), 990 nucleotides. RefSeq lists its product as uncharacterized. NCBI's taxonomy places the organism in Eukaryota, Metazoa, Arthropoda, Insecta, Diptera, Muscidae. The record is from RefSeq and is a predicted model, not a curated record. Bases 552 to 848 code for a protein of 98 amino acids. The transcript is spliced from 3 exons.